This is a messenger RNA of Salvelinus fontinalis (brook trout), 8388 nucleotides long. RefSeq names its product sickle tail protein homolog. Lineage: Eukaryota; Metazoa; Chordata; Actinopteri; Salmoniformes; Salmonidae. Gene Ontology annotation, cellular component: actin cytoskeleton; cytoplasm; postsynaptic density. The record is from RefSeq and is a predicted model, not a curated record. The coding region runs from base 68 to 3463 and encodes 1131 amino acids. The transcript has 12 exons. Gene Ontology annotation, biological process: regulation of dendritic spine morphogenesis.
CAGUAUUGUGUGUGUGUGUGUGUGUGUGCGUGUGUGCGUGUGUGUGUGUGUGUGCGUGCGUGUCUGUAUGCCUGUGUGUGUGUGUGUUGUGCAGCUCCAGAACCAGGAUAGUGUGAAGACGCUGCUGAAAAGAACGGAGAAGGAGCUGAACGUACGUGUGAGUGACGCUCUGCGGAAGCAGGAGGACCCUCUGCAGCGACAGCGCCUCCUGGUGGAAGAGGAGAGACUCAAGUACCUCAACGAGGAGGAGUUUAUCAUCCAGCAGCUCCAUGACCUGGAGAAGUCAGUGGAGGAUAUCCAGAAGGGUUCGUCUGUCAAUCACAAACUGGUGACGGUUCAGGAGCUGGAGGAGAAGGCCUCGCUUCUGAGGAAACUAGGAGAGACACUCACAGAGCUCAAGAACCAGUUCCCCAGUCUGCAGAGUAAGAUGCGGGUGGUGUUGAGGGUGGAGGUGGAAGCUGUCAAGUUCCUGAAGGAGGAGCCACACAGACUGGACGCCCUGCUGAAACGCUGCAAGAGUGUCACUGACACACUGACCACUAUGCGCAGGCAAGUGAACGAGGGCGUAUGGAAGAAGCAGGAGGACUUCCCCAAGCACAGCAGUGAGGACUUCCGUAAGAGUUCUGACUUUGACAUGCCCACCAGCCCCCCUCUCAACCUCAGUGACCUGAGGGGCAGCAGCAGCCUGUCAAACUGGAGCCCCCACUCCAGCCACAGCCAUAGUCACAGUCACGGUCAUGCACACAGCCACCCAUCCUCUGGCCCUCACAGGGACAAUCAUCCCCCUGUGCCUCACAAGGGCCGGGCCCUGGAAGAGCUGGCCAACCGCGCAGCCGCUGAUAAGGCUGUGUCUGUGGAGGUUCGACUGGCAGCGGAGCGGGACUGGGAGGAGAAGCGGGCCAGUCUGACCCAGUACAGUGCUCAAGACAUCAACCGUCUGCUGGAGGAGACCCAGGCUGAGCUGAUGAAGGCCAUCCCAGACUUGGACUUUGCCGCCAAGCAGAUCAACAAGCCCUCCUCCAACACACCCUCCCAGUCUCAGACCCCCCAGAGUGGGGGAGGGACCCCAGAGCACCGCCCUACCAAGCCCCAGCAUGUCGCACACAAGCUCUCGGGGAAGGAACCUGGCUCCAGACGUGGUUCUGAUGCAGAGCAGCUGACAGUGACUCGCUAUCGUACAGAGAAGCCCUCGAAGUCGCCCCCUCCCCCACCACCUCGACGCAGCUUCCCAUCAUCCCCGGCUGGCCUGAUCACCCGCAGCGGAGAGAUCCUUAUCCCCGGCAAGAGCAUGAAGUCGGAGGCAGAGGAGGCAGAAGCACAGAAGCCCCAUGUGAAGCUGCGACGGACGGUGUCUGAAAACCCGCGUCCUGCGUCCACCCCUCCCACCAUCGCCUCUGGAGACAAGGAGGAGGGAGAGGAGGACAAUAUUGCUGCUGAACUGGAGCUGUUUCAGAGAGCCCCCCUCAGGCUCAGCCACCCCCCUCCCCUGUCCCUGCCCAGUGCCCCCCGCAGCAGGACCAGCGUGCCCCCCUCCAGCCUCGACCUAUGGCCCCCAGGGGCCCCAUGCACCAAGCUGUCUAGAGCAUCGUUGGACUGCUCUGGCCUACAGUGGAAGCAGGGCAGCUCAGAAUGCACUGCCAGCAUACUGGCAUCACACUCACAGGCACAGAGCAUGGCCCUUCCUGGUUCGUCCUUCUCUCCUGUCCCCCGGAUUGUGCUGACAGAGUGUGUGUCAGUUUCACCCUCUCCCUCAGAAGGCUUUGUCAGAGACUUGACACAGGACCAUCAGAUGUCCCCAACAGUGGGCCAGUCCCAGAGUAAGACUGCUCCUCCCCAGACAGUCCCCAAGAUGCAGCAGGUCUCUAAGGGGAAGGAUCCCGUCAGCCAGCCCCAGAGGAAGCCCUCUCGACGGGGGGAGCUGAGAAUCCUGGAGUCCUUUGAGAAGAAGGAAGAGAGGGAAGAGAGAGAAGAGCUGUCCUUGGUGCUGACUGAGCUGGGGGUGAUGGUGAUGUCACCCUCGGAGGCCCAGAAGCUCAGCAGGACCUGGGGAGAGGCUCUACAGACACUGACCAUCCCACCUCAGCCUUCAGAGGGAAGCACUGAAACCCGUCUGUGUGGGGCUCCACUACUGGUACUCUUCAGGGAGACUGUGACGGUCAGAGAGGCCUACAGGAAGCUGCAGUUACUGCUGGGCAGGGAGGAGGACACAGGGUCAUCCAAGGUGGUCCCCAAGCCCAGAGCACGAUCUUCUCACAGCAGCCUGAGCAGCAGCCCCAGUACCCUGGGUUCCAAGAUAACUCUUUCCCCUGAGCAGCAGGACUCCCUGAGAGAGGCUCUGAGGAGAGGGGUGGAGACAGGGGCCAGGAACCUGACACUCCCUCACAGCACUGGAACAAAGAGCAUUCUAGCCACCCUUCCGGAGCCCAGUCAGGACUCUGCAGAAGCAGCAGUGAAACCCAAAGGGUCUGCAGGGUGUGAGGAGAGCCAGGCCAGGGAAGAACAGGGUCUGAACCCCUGGAACCAAGGAGAGGACAUUAGGAGCAGCACCUACAGGAGGCUGGACAGCCUGGAUGAAACCAUCCGCGAGCUGGAGAACACCCUGCUGGAGCUCAGUGGCCACCCCACCACAGUGCACCUCUCCCCCCCCACACCCCCCACUGACACUGCCUUGCCAGAGGCUCCAGACCCAGCCCAGACGCCUGGCACCAGCACCCCAGAGACCAAGAAGCCCCCAGUCCCACCCAAGCCCAAACCCUGCUACACUCCUGCCACAAUGACCAAGGGAGGCAACAGCUCUUCAGCUGUGGGUAAAGUCCACUCCUCGGCUGCCUCCAGACUGAAGCACCUGCAGCAGAGCAGCACAGAGAAGACCAAAACUGGCAAGAGGGAAGACUUCCUCAAGGGCCAGCAGCAGGCCCAUGGGAACAGCAGCAGCAGUAUUGAGCCCCUCCUGUCAGGCACCAAAGCUGCCAGUUUCUCCGGCCGCCUGUCCUCCUCCAGUUCGGCCUCGACUGUGUUCGCACCGGGUCUGAGGAAGUAUCCCCAGGAGGGGGCGCUGUCUUCCCUGACAGCCUCCUCCAGCCAGGCCAAAGCCCUGCUGGCCAGCCUGUCAGCCUCCAGCCUGAGCGCCGAGGCCCUGCUCCUCUCCUCCACCUUCCGCCAACACCGCCUCCUCCGCGAGCAGCAGCGCGCCUCCUCCCUGCCCCUGCCCAACGGCCGCUCCUCCAACUCCACCACCACCUCAACCACCACCUCCUCUUCCUCCUCCUCCACCUCCCCCACCUCCACCACCUCCACCCCCUCCUCCUCGCCCUCCUCCCCGACCGCCCUGACCUCCCUCAACCUCUCCUCCGUGGGGCUCAAGCCCAGCGGCCGCAGCCUGCAGUACUCCGGCUCCAACAGCUACAAGGAGCGUGGCAGCAAGACCCUGCCCAAGCCUGUCUCCCUUAGCAACUCACAGUGAAGUACAAGAGGAUGGAUGAGAGGAGGAAGAGGAGGAGGAGCGCAAUCAAAGCACCAUCACAUGCCAAAAAAUGAAGAGGAAAACAAGCACACUAGCCCCGCCCUCAAUGCCAAGAGUUAUAUGCAGCAACACAUAUCAGUGGGGAGUUCCCCAGAGUUGACUUUCUGAGUGUCACUUUGCUGCCCUUGGUCUCAGUCCAGCAGCCAGAAUCUUCACAUAUCUAUAAUUAUAUAGUACAAGAGUUGAUGGUGGUUCCUCUCUGGCUCUUCCACUCAGUAGUACUGACAGUUCCCAAGACCCCCAAAGAGCGAGCUCAAAGAUGGGCCUCGGCCUCCUCUCCCUCCCACCGCCUAGUCUGGUCUGGUCCGGUCUGAUCUGGUCUGGGUGGACAGAAAAACAGUGCCAGUCCUUUAUGAACCCUCAGUUUGUCAUCACACCAUUUGCCAAAUCUUACUGGAUGGAACCUAAGUGGAGUAGAUGUGAUAUCUAGACUGUGACUUAUAUUAUACAGAGUAGAAUUGCAAUAAUCAACGAGUACAGUGCAGUAGUCGUGUGUGUUCAGAGUUAUAGCAGUCGUAUUCCAUCACCUGGCACAAUGUGAAUCUGUAGAGACAAACAAAGCUAAACCAACAUGGUGGUUUCCAUUCUGAGACAGUUUUCUGUUUGUUCCUUUCUUUAUUUCAGACUUAUUGCAUCGCCUGUGUAGAAGUCGUAACUGGUGCUAUAGUUCUCCCUGUUUUGUAAAGAGUUUACAUGAAUGAAACGGCUCCCAUUCAAUGUGACUGUACAUUCCACUGUUUAUCUAAUGCUACACCCCUGGAGUGGCUUAAGGCUUCUUCUCUCCGGCAUCUGAUGCCAUUCUUACCCUCGUUCUCUAUGGCCCCACUAUUAGCACCGAUUGGCAAUGGAAGAAAAGGCCAGGGAGCUGCUUUUGUUCAAGUCCUCUGGUUUGAGAGUCUGCGCACAAGUUUAUCGCCCUACAAUAGCACAGUAUAGGAACAGUAAUGUGAUAUUACAGUGGAUCAGUUCUUUAACGACUGAGCUGGUACAUGAAGAAGUGGGGAAAAAGGAAAACAAAAGUAGAUUUAAACAUUGAAACUGAUCGUUAAAGAAUGUCGAAUGUUCUAUGACAAUCAGGACGUAUCCACAGUUGAAGGGUUUGGCCUUGGACUGGCGUUCCCUGCUGCAGUGAUUGCACUCUGAACUCAACACACGCUCACGUGACCAGGCACAGGCAUACAGCAGUAGAUGCGCGCACGGUCUCCGACACGCCAGUGAGACGGAGAUCCACCAAACUGUUUAUGAAAAGCACAGUCUCCAGUUGUUUUGAGUCAAAACUGUUGACUAGAUUGCCCAUUUCUUUAUUUCAUGACUGUAGAACCACUGGUCAUGAAUUAACCCACGCCGGUUUGAUAAUGCAGUCCUUUAGGUAGUAAUCGAUUUGAAUGGUUAAAAGGAACAGAAUGUUCGAGAGAGAGAAACAACGGCAAAAAUGAAUUCCCUUCUGAAAGGACCAGAGAUGUGGACCAGCUGAUGAUUAUUUAGCUGAUUAUUUACAAGACAUGCUGCACAAUGAGUUUCAUUUGGGCCUGUGUGUAUUUUCAAUAUUUGCUCUAGAUAAAACCCACAAUGAGUUUAUCUGGACCUCACCUGACAUAGAAUCGGGGUUAGCCCACAGCUGUUGGUUGUGCAGUAGUAAGGUUGCCACUGGAUAUGGCUGCUUGUGUUCUGUGAUAUAUGUUAUGGAGAAUCAUUUGGUUCAUGUACAACGGCACCUUAAACCCGAGUGCUUACGCAGAUCACUGGCUCCAUUGCUCACAGCUGACUUAAGAGCUUGGAAGUGUUAUGAGGAUAGAAAUACACUUUCAUCAAAGACGUGUCGAUGGUUUCCCUGCUGUUAAUCUUCCGCCAGGAAACACUCUGAAGCUCUCUUUCUUCUGUGAUGCGUCACCAAGGCGACCUAGGGGGUUACGGCUGUGUGUAGUCCUAGUUCAUUCUUCAAUUGUUCGGUAGACAAGUGCGUGAAAUCGAUUUUUUGAGAUGAAAACAAUUGCUUGUGAAAGAGGCCGGUGUCAAGUGCAGAGAGCUUGAGGUGGGGAGAUUUGGGUUUUCAUGUUUGAAGGCUAGUGUAAUAACAAAGUGUUUUAACUCUUAUCUACUGAGUUCAUGAGCUAUAAAAGGGCUGGUAAGACAGGUUUAUCUGUCACUGUUUGACACCCUUUUGAAUUUAAGAAGGCUAUUAUUUUUUGCAACUUGCUAUCUGUGCUGUCCUUUGGGGGAGAUGUGUCUAUGAAUCAAACCCUUCUUGGAAGAGGUUCCCACUGGACCUGAUGUCUGACUGCCAUGGUGCUGAAAUGAUCGAUGUUGCAAUUUCCCCAUGAGCAUCUGCAUGAACCCUCUGGAACUUUGGUUUCAUUGGAGACCCACCAAAGAUACUGUUCAUCAGUGGCUCCGACAACGCAUUGCUGUAAAGAUCAGAACAAAGGGGUCCAUAUGGACACACACACACACACACACACACACACACACACACACACACACACACACACACACACACACACACACACACACACACACACACACACACACACACACACACACACACACACACACACCAGAGUGUGUCAGAAUGUAGCCGUGGCAUCGCAAUAAGCACGCCGUCUGUUCUGUCAGCGAGAAAACGGCAAGUUCACAGCACAGCGAGUUAGUUAAGCCUCACACUGGCUGCACUAUAGCAAUGCAGGACUCGAGCCCUGGGUUUUAUAAAGUGAAGCCAAAUGAAAGAAAUUCACUUACUCAUUCAGCUCCACACUCAAAUCCAUAACUCCCAGCACUGCUUUUGUGUCUGGCAGGGUGAUGGGGAGGAAGUGAGGGAGGUAUUCACACUUCGCUGCUUUUACACAGGAAAGUCCCAGAUGAAAAUCCCAAGACUGCGGGACAAUGCUUUUUUGAAUCACCAUAGCACUAGUGUUAUUGGACAGGAGAUUUCAAUAUGGCUGAGUCUCGGAGGGGUUUAUUGGUAGUGGGGAUGAGGAGAGGAGGGUGGCGAGUGUGGAGACACUCGUAGUGAAAGCCCCUGGCAAUCAGAGAGAUAGUUCAUGCAAACUUGAAAUGAAAAGUUAAAAAAACGAUACAUAUAUAAAUAUAUCUUCGUUAAGAUGUUUGUGUAUGAUAUUAAUAUAAUUGUGAAGAAAGUGUGACACAUAGAUCUGGAUUAAAUUAUUAUAAUGUACAAUUUAAAUCAUCCUCUUUUGGGGAUUUAUAUGAGUAGGCAUUUUGUACAGACUUUCCUUAUCAAUUCUUCAAGAGAGAGAUAAUGUAUUUCACAUUAGCAAAUUAUUUAUUCAUAAGCAGAACAUUUUUAUAUUGAUUUGAAAAUAUUUAUCUGUAUAGAAGACAGGACAGGUAUGUAAUAUACAGUGGAGCUCAUUUUUAAUUCUGGGAUAUUUUUAUUAGCACUAUUUUUAAUAGUUGUGUGAGUUUCCUCUUUUGUUGGCCUGCUGGCCCAUACUACUGGUAUGUUUAGGGAGAGGUUGCCCCUGAGCUGGUCCAGUACAAUGUCUGCUCCCAGGCCUCCACUAGCUAACACUCAUUUCGGGGUAAGGGGAGCUGUUCCUAGACCUGUUCUUAGGGGCGUGCCUUUUCUUUGGAACUUCUGUUGGUUUACUUAGUCCUCUUCUAGUCUCUGUCCUAGUCUUUGUAUUACAUAGCGCUCCCUAUACCUGACUGAUGUGUUCUUCACCCUUGGCUGAUUCCAGUGAUGUUAGAGAGAAGUCUGGUGCGAGUCAGCGAGAGAGACAGGUGGGGAUGAGAGACAACACUGUAAAGUGGGUGUUUACCUGAUGAUGCAACAUGACCUUGCUGCUCUGAUUGGUUGUAUUGAUCGACUAUGAAAGGACGGUUCACAAGAGAGGGGUUGGCUGUUCCUCCUGAAGGCAUCCCACAAAAAUGAAUAGCCCAUACUAGAUACCCCUCUACUGGUGGUAUGAUAGGAUAGUAUUACAUCAGUAUGGCCCAAAGUUAAUAACAGAGAAGGAUCUCAGCAUUGAAUAAGGCGUUUAGGUUUCAAUGACAAACCAAGAGCACAUAACACGGAUAGAUAUGGAGCAUUCGCUUUUUCUUCAUCAUCAUAAUCAUUCAUCUAUUGAGACAUGUUUGGUUCUGUUUUGAAUAAAUGAAAGAGACAUGUGUGUAUUAUUUGACCUGCUUUCUGUGGUGUUUACAGUACUGUAUGAGGUUCUGACAUGAGUGUGUGGAUGUUCCAAAAUCUUGGCAUCGAGAAGAUAACAAAACAAAACGAUAUGUAAAUAGACGGAGUAAUUCCUAGAAAGUGCAACAAAAUAUUAUGUCCAAAAUAAUGUUUUAUUAAUUCAACGAUGAUGGAUACCAAGGUAUAUUAUAAAACAAUGCAUGAAAUAUUGUCAACCAAUCUCACGGUGCAGUUGUUGUCCACGUGUUUUCUUAAAAAACAGAGCGAGAGAGAAAAAGAGGUGUACCACUUUCAAGGUUUACAACGGUAGAGAACCAGACCUUUUUACUUUGGAUCUUUCUGUGACACAGGCAUGUUCAGCCUUACUGUGAUCAGUGAUGCUACGGUGAUGAUGGCUGAGAGUGAGGCGUGUUCCCAACAAUCCGGAACGAUCCGGAACGCUUCAAAGCACCUUCACCAGAAAAACCCACCAAUUACGAUCUCCCACUUGUAGAGUAGUGUGACAUAAUGAACAACACAAAUAAAAAAAUAGGUCUAUAUAAAUAGAAAUACCUACUGAUACUGGACAUUCUCAUUUAUCAGUGUGGAUGCCAUGAUAUUCUGUGAGAAAUGUGAUUUUUUUUUCUUUCUGUGAGAAGACCGGCAGUUGAACCUGCUUCCUUUUGUACAUACUUGCUGUGGUUGUGUGUGUCUAAUAAAGUGCAGCUCUCUUGUA